AUGGCAGAUAUUUACCAACUCCUUCCACGGCUGGAUCUGAGACAAAAAACCCUCGUUGGUCUCAGCGUCUUGCUGUCCAUAUGGACAAUCUAUUUAGUUCUGUUCAGUGUCAGAGCAGGUCUCUCCAAGAUUCCUGGUCCAUGGCAUGCAAGAUAUAUGAAUGUGUGGAUGGCAUACAAAGCCUGGAGAUAUGCUAGUGCUGAAAACCGCUACGCCUUUUACAAAGACCUUCAGACGCGUUACGGCGAUGUGGUGCGGACCGGCCCCCAGACCGUCGUGGUGCUCGACCCGGCAGCCGUUCCCGCUAUAUAUGGAGUAUGUGCAAGGCUGAACAAAGGCCCUGCCUAUAAUGCUUUCCGGCUCGGCGGAGAGAACCGGAGCCUCCUCACGAUAUCUGAUGAAACGACGCAUGCCAAAUACAAACGUUUGGUCAGUAACGCUUUUAGCAUGAGUAGCAUGAAGGCAUAUGAGCCCCAUGUGGACGAAAUGGUUGGGAAAUUUGUUGGAGUCCUCGAUAAAUUUGCGACGACAGAGGAGUGCAUUGCUUCGAUGUCGUCUCCAAAAUCACUCUUGGGAAUGCACUGGGUUUUCUCGACGGAAAUGAUGCGCGUGCAGGAGGUCGCCACGUAUUCGGCACCGGUGUCACAGAUGCCUUGGCUGCAUAAGGUGCUCAAGGACAACCCCAGAGCGAGGCUGAGAGUCUCGAACGCGUUUGCGAAGCUCGUUGCGUCGAUCGUAUUUGCAAGGUUAGAGGCACAGAAACCUCCCCCAGGUCGACCAGACUUGUUGGCACAUUUCGUCGAAACACAUGCUAAAUCUCCCGAAUUGAUGGACGCCAACCUGGUCCUCACUUUGUCAUCAGGAAAUCUCGUUGGUGGUGGGCUUAGCCCGAGCCUAGUCCUUCCGGAAGGACAAGAUCGGGUGUUCCAAGAAGUGAAAGAUGCCAAUGUCACAUUUCCACUGAGCUUUGACGUGGUCAAGGACCUGCCGUAUCUCGACGGAAUAAUUCACGAGGGUUUCCGAUUGCAUACCUCGACCAGCUCGAAUUUGCAAAGAGUCACGGGACCCAGUGGGCUCGAGUUACCUAACGGCGUUUAUCUGCCUCCGAGAACGAACGUCGGGUGUCCAGCGAGCUUCAUUGAUCGCGAGCCCAGGGCGUUUGGCGAGGACGCUGAGUUGUUCAGGCCAGAGCGGUGGAUGCAACAAGAGGGCGAGAGUGAGCAGGAGUGGUGGAAACGAAGGAAUUUGAUGAACAGUACCGAGUUGAGCUUCGGACAGGGCUCUAGCACGUGCUUGGGAAAAAACGUGUCAUUGUUAGAAUUCUACAAGGGCGUCGCCACUCUGGUCACAAACUUCAAGUUCAAAGCACUCAAAGUUCCUAAGAAGGGCGAGACUUGGGUUCGGGUGAUCAGGAGGUGA
Molecule: messenger RNA, 1419 nt
Organism: Exophiala mesophila
Lineage: Eukaryota; Fungi; Ascomycota; Eurotiomycetes; Chaetothyriales; Herpotrichiellaceae
Exons: 4
Coding region: 1-1419 (472 amino acids)
Molecular function (GO): oxidoreductase activity, acting on paired donors, with incorporation or reduction of molecular oxygen; iron ion binding; monooxygenase activity
Source: RefSeq, a predicted model, not a curated record